AUGCUGCCUAAGCUGCACGUAUUAUGCUGCCAAAACCCACGACCGACGCGUCGUUUCUCGAGUAUACGCUGUCCCCUCAAAACGUCUUCACAGAUUUGGUUGCAUUCGCUCGAGUGUAAAAGCUUGGCGCCGGAUCAAUUGGCGAACCCGGUCUGCCCUCACUCGGCGGCCGUGCGCAUCUUCUUACACCCUUGCUUGUCUCCGGGAGGUUCGCCUGUUCUCACGUCUCGAAGACUUGAUUUUCCGGCUCUUGAGCGGGCGACCGAAAAGGCGCAAAAGCUAGGCCUCACUCUGCGAGGAGUGGGAGGGAUCGUUGAGGAGUUGCCGUUCGAAUCAAGCUCCUUCGACGCAGUGGUAUCAACGCUCGUGUUUUGCUCCGUUCGCGACCCCGCGGCGGCUCUGCGAGAGGUAUCAAGGGUGCUCCGGCCAGGAGGAAAAUUCCUCUUUGUCGAGCAUGUCCAUGCGCCGGACGAAGGCUUGUCGAUUCUAGGCCUUCGGCAACAGCAAGAGUUGUUGGAUCCCCUGCAGCAGCUCCUGGCCGACGGGUGCCAUCUCACGCGCGAGACUGGCCAACUCAUCAGAGACUCCGCUGGCGAAUCACCGUCAAGGAAUCGGCUAUUCUCGCGAAUAGAAACCAUUGAGAGCGUACGGAUAAAGAGCAUGUGGCCUGUCUCCGAGCAGGUAUUCGGGGUGGUGGUGAAGUGAACCAUGAACAAUCCCAGGGCGCUUGAGCAAUACUCAUAAGUUUUGUACUUUGAACAAAAUCCGGAUCAGGGCCGUGUCGUCGUGUGCCGCAGCCUCUGGCAAGUGUGUACAGAGCACCGCACUUGUCACGCUGUGGGGUCGCCCAAACAGUAUUUCCAGCCGUCUGUUUGUGUCUGCAAGCGCCAGGCAGUGCCGCUGGCGUAGCCAGCAACGUGGCGUACGAAUUCGGGGAUGAUUGCACCCGCACAUGCGCUCCCAGCAAAAUAGG
This is a messenger RNA of Ectocarpus siliculosus, 973 nucleotides long. The record is from the annotation of a GenBank genome assembly. Lineage: Eukaryota; Phaeophyceae; Ectocarpales; Ectocarpaceae.